Messenger RNA from Leishmania braziliensis MHOM/BR/75/M2904, 348 nucleotides. RefSeq names its product ubiquitin-fusion protein. Gene Ontology annotation, molecular function: ubiquitin protein ligase binding; protein tag activity; structural constituent of ribosome. Gene Ontology annotation, cellular component: cytoplasm; ribosome; nucleus. The record is from RefSeq and is a predicted model, not a curated record. Gene Ontology annotation, biological process: translation; modification-dependent protein catabolic process; protein ubiquitination. Lineage: Eukaryota; Euglenozoa; Kinetoplastea; Trypanosomatida; Trypanosomatidae.
AUGAAGACGCUGACCGGCAAGACGAUCGCGCUCGAGGUGGAACCGAGCGACACGAUCGAGAACGUGAAGGCCAAGAACCAGGACAAGGAGAGCAUCACGCCGGCAAGCAGCUGGAGGAGGGACGCACGCUCUCGGACUACAACAUCCAGAAGGAGUCCACUCUGCACCUGGUGCUGCGCCUGCGCGGCGGCCAUGGAGCCGACGCUGAUCGCGCUGGCCAAGAAGUACAACUGGGAGAAGAAAGUGUGCGGCCGCUGCUACGCCUGCCUGCCGGUGCGCGCCACGAACUGCCGCAAGAAGACCUGCAGUCACUGCUCCAACCUGCGCAUGAAGAAGAAGCUGCGCUAG